CAGGUUACAGCCCCAUCGAGCUGACGGCGUGGUCCUCAUUGUUCACCAGGCAACUGGAGGCUUCAGCACUGCGCCACUGAGACUCAGAGACAGACCCAGCCCAGCUCCACUCUCACAUCCUCUCUCUUCCUCCACCCGGCGACACACACACCGGACCCAGCAUCUCAACCACCAUGGCAAGCACUGUAGCAGCCUACAAGGAGAAAAUGAAGGAGAUGUCCAUGCUGUCUCUGAUCUGCUCCUGUUUCUACUCACAGCCACACCCUAACAGUAUCUACCAGUAUGGAGAUAUGGAAGUGAAGCCAAUUAACAAGAGGGCCUCUGGUCAGUCCUUUGAAGUGAUUCUGAAGGCCCCGGCUGACCUGUCCCCGGACCGCCCUCAGCCUCUGGCCUCCCCGCCGAGGAAGAAGGACAUGUCCCUGGAUGAGCUGCAGAAGAGGCUGGAGGCCGCAGAAGAGAGGAGGAAGACCCAGGAGGCCCAGGUACUGAAGCAGCUAGCAGAGAAGCGGGAGCACGAGAAGGAGGUGCUGCACAAAGCCCUGGAGGAGAACAACAACUUCAGCAAGAUGGCCGAGGAGAAGCUGAACUACAAGAUGGAGGCCAGCAAGGAGAACCGAGAGGCCUACCUGAGUGCCCUGAAGCAGCGGCUCCGUGAGAAGGAAAUGCACGCAGCUGAAGUCCGUAGGAACAAGGAGCUGCAAGCAGAGCUUUCUGGCUGAAGACAUUUUCUAUGAAUUUAUCAAGAAACUCCACAUUUGGGGAGUUUUGGCUAGGAAAAUGCAACUUUUUUUCAAUCUUCCUGUAUCAAAAGUCAUCCAUCGUUUCCCAUUUACCAAACUCAUUUUUCAUGCAAUAGGAAAUCAACUUACAAGUAGUAUAUGGCAAUUAUAUAACUCACCACAGCAGCCUGCAUUCUGACAAUGAACGGUAUCUCUGUUCUGGUAUUGAUUUAGCUAUUCAGCCUUUAGGCUUUAACUUCAUUUAAUUGCCAGAUUAUGUAACGUACACAAUAUCAAAAUUUAAAGCAGAUGCAUAUACUGUAGAAGUCAUUGAUAGCUGGAACUUUUCUGCACUUUCCACAGUCAUUUGACUAUGCGGUGGGCCAACAAAACAUAAGUCAAUUGUACCUGGUGAAUGUUCAAAGCCACUUCAAUAGUCUUCUAUAGAAUAGAGAAGAUUGAGGGCUUCACAUAUUUUACUAUGGAACAUAGUUUUAGAAUUUACCUUCCAGUUCACAAAUGAAUAUUGCUCUAAUGACAGUUGUCCAAAAAUAAAAGUAGAAUAUUUAAAUAUUUAUGCAUUACACUUUUUGGCAUAAAAUAUUAACUGUUAUUAGUCAUCAAAUGUAGACUGAAGCACAACAUGUACAUCCCUAUCGAAUUUUAUCAUAAAACUGCACCAUAGCCCUAACAGACCUGCUUCUUGCACAGUUUGUGUAUGUGCAAAGACUGCUUGAGCCAAAUUAAUUUUUUCUGUUUACUACAGUAAUUAUAA
Molecule: messenger RNA, 1494 nt
Organism: Megalops cyprinoides (Indo-Pacific tarpon)
Lineage: Eukaryota; Metazoa; Chordata; Actinopteri; Elopiformes; Megalopidae
Gene: stmn3
Product: stathmin-like 3
Exons: 5
Coding region: 174-719 (181 amino acids)
Biological process (GO): regulation of microtubule polymerization or depolymerization; neuron projection development; microtubule depolymerization
Cellular component (GO): neuron projection; cytoplasm
Molecular function (GO): tubulin binding
Source: RefSeq, a predicted model, not a curated record